GAAGAAGAAGAAGAAGGAGAAGAAAAAGAAGAAGUUUAAGCGAGAUGAACAACACGGACAGACGGGUAUUAUGUCGUUGUCGCCUCAAAUCGGUUGACGAAGACGCGGUUAAAAAAAAUACGCCAACAUGGCGACGAGAAAACUGAGGCGAGCCGGCGUCUCCGAGGAGAUGUGUGAGCAACUGAAGCGACAUCACGUGGAGACCUGUAAGGACCUGCUGUCUCUGACCGCCGUCGAGGUGAUGACCGCCGCCGGGCUGAGCUUCCGCGGGGCCUCGGAGCUGCUGCGGUCGGUGAGCGGAGCCGUCGCACCGCCCGUCACCACGGCUCUGGAGCUGUGGAGGCGGCACUCCUGCUUCCCCACGUCGCUGCCGGCUCUGGACAGGCUGCUGAGGGGCGGCCUGCCCCGGGGGAGCCUCACGGAGGUGGCGGGCCCCUCCGGCUGCGGGAAGACGCAGAUGUGCCUGAUGCUGAGCGUCUUGGCCACGCUGCCGGAGAGCGAGGGCGGCCUGGACGCCGGCGUGAUCUACAUAGACACCGAGGCCGCUUUCUCCGCCGAGAGGCUGGUGGAGAUCGCACGCAGCCGGUUCCCAGACCGCUUCACCUGCAAGGAGAGAGUCCUGCAGAUGGCCGGGCGGGUGCACCUCUUCAGGGAGCUCACCUGUCGAAACGUCCUGGACAGGCUGGACAGGCUGGAGGAGGACAUCAUCUCAACCGGAGCGGGUCUCCUCAUCCUGGACUCCGUGGCCUCUGUGGUGAGGAAGGAGUUUGACACAACGUUGCCCGGCAACCUGAUGCACCGCAGCGACAUGCUGGGCCACGAGGCCUCCGCCCUCAAGUACCUGGCCCACCAGUUCAACAUACCUGUGGUUCUCACCAACCAGGUCACGACCCACGUGGGCGGUGAAGGGCCGGAGGGGAACACCGGGUUUGUGACCGCCGCCCUGGGGAACACGUGGAGCCACAGUGUCAACACGCGUCUUAUUGUCCAGUACGCGGAGUCGCGACGGAGACAGAUACUGAUAGCCAAGUCCCCCGUGGCUCCGUUCGCUGUGCUCAACUACACCAUUGAGACGCAGGGGAUCUGCAUCGAUGGGGAGGACGCUCAGGAGGCCUCGUACGAGGGCACGGACCCAGGCCUCCAACCUAUCCGGGUGCAGACGGAAUUCAACUGCAACCUGACCAAACCUGUGGACUUAACUGGACAAACGCAGCAAUGACACACACACACACACACGUGUGUGUGGCCACACAGUGUGAGACGGUUACUCGAUUAAAGCCAAUACAUAAUCCCAACUGACUUGUUGCAUCACAUCACAUUAAACGGCCUUAUCUUAGGAUACAGAUAUCCCAGUAUAAAUAUACAGGAUGUGCAGAUGUCAGCCUUUUGGUUUAAAGUUUUUAACUUGUUAUGGGUGCAAUAAAGUAACAACAAACAAAAGCACUGAAAAAGCAAAUUUGUUAUAUACUUUUGCCGGAUCCACCUGUGGCCUUAAUUUAAAUAUGUUAGAACUUUGAUAUUUUACUUAAGCAAAAGUAGUACAACAUUAAGUUCAGGUACAGCUACAAACUUAAUGGUGGAGAAAGUGCAACAAACACUAAAAGAUACCUUGACUUAAAUGUUAUAAUACAGAAUAGUAAUGUAUAUAUUCAGAAGAUUUAUCUGUCAUAGCUGCACGUUUGGAGGAAAGGAAAAGGAGGUACUGAAGACCCGGUAUUCUCGUUGUACACCAGCAGGUGGCGCCAUAAGCCAGUUACUGCGGCGUUCGCUUCCCUCUGGAUUAACGGAGCUGUCGUUGCACGCUGCAGCUACCGGCCGCUUGGUAGCAAUCCAACUGUCAAUUGGACAGUUUGGGAAGAGACGUCAUCAAUAAAAGGAUGAAAAGAUCGCUCACGAAGACAAUUCAUCACCUGUCUGAACCAUGUCUGUUCCUCCAUACGUUCUCCGUGUUUAAGUCCAGCGAUACUUGAUUAUAAUGUGUCAAUCGAUCCUUUAUCAGUAAACGCCGUGAUUGUGUUCUUUGCUGCGCCAACAUCACCUGAUGAUUAAACAAAUGAAAAAUGAUGUGCAGUCGGUCUCCGGUGUGACGUCUUUCUGAGCUCUGCAAGAACCGACCAAAUAACCGUCCUUAUGCUACAAAACGAAUACACAUCCCUCGUAUUGGUAUUAAACGUGUGCAUAACGUACCUUUCAUUGUUUAAUUAGCUGGGAGAUUCAACUGAAACUCCUCCAAAAAAAAAUAAUCUGUAUCUUAAGAUAAAAAUUCAAAAACAAUCACGUUAUAGUAGCAACUAGUGUUUCAAUUGUUACAAUUUCAUGACUUUGUUAUUAAGAUACUAGUCAUGUUUGUUCCUUAUUCGGAGACAUUCUCUUGGUAACACCUGCGCGUAUUUAAA
Messenger RNA from Pungitius pungitius (ninespine stickleback), 2396 nucleotides. It is a transcript of the gene rad51b, whose product is annotated as RAD51 paralog B. Bases 128 to 1219 code for a protein of 363 amino acids. NCBI's taxonomy places the organism in Eukaryota, Metazoa, Chordata, Actinopteri, Perciformes, Gasterosteidae. Gene Ontology annotation, cellular component: Rad51B-Rad51C-Rad51D-XRCC2 complex; replication fork. The transcript has a single exon. The record is from RefSeq and is a predicted model, not a curated record. Gene Ontology annotation, biological process: double-strand break repair via homologous recombination. Gene Ontology annotation, molecular function: ATP hydrolysis activity; four-way junction DNA binding; double-stranded DNA binding.